AAGUUUCCGGUGACGUUUGUUUGUUUGAGAAAAAACUAACCUAACUUUUUUAUUUGUCAUUUUGUCUAAAACAUUUUAAUGUUUUAUUGGUCCUUCAACGUUGUUUUUCCUUGAAUGAAUAUCAAAUAAUGGAAGGAAUAAAGGCUGAGGAGCCGCCUGAAGCUGUCUCGGAUUUAAAAACAUCAGAAGAGGAAAAUUCUCCGCUUACAAUAUCCGUUAAUGAAGGGAGUAAUUCCCUAAUAUCCUCGAACCCCCUUCUUUCCGAAGUUUCAUCUUCGAAAUCAGAGGAGGCAAUUGACAAAAAAGUGGAAAAUACUAGUUUGACAUUUGAAUCUCAUCAGAAAAAUCCCAUGAAUCCUACCAGUCCAGAUAAUAAUGAACAGGGCUCUAAUACAUCAAAUGUUCAUUAUGAGGGGCAGGUGGCAAUAUAUACCGAUCCAACUAACGGUUAUCAGUAUGAAUGGUCCUCAGAAAAAAAUGAGUGGCUUCCGAGAAGCGUUCAGUAUGGUUUUGAAAAUGAUACACAUAUCUACACGGAUAGAGAUGGUGUGAAAUUUUUUUGGGAUAAAGAGAAAUCGGCAUGGUUUCCAAAAAUUGAUGAUGAUUUUAUGGCACAAUAUCAAAUGAGUUAUGGCUUUAUAGACAAUACUAGUGAAAAUAAAGAUGCUCAAGAUGUUGUGGACAGAGCUAAUAAAAGAAAGGUAGAGUUAACUGAAGAAAUUAAGGGAGUUGACCAGAAUAAAACAAUUGGAGUUAAAAAAAAGCCUUCAGAGCCCACUUGGUUUGAAAUAGAUGAAACCCAAAAUACUAAAGUGUAUGUUUCAAACCUACCAACAGAUAUUACCGAAGAGGAAUUUAUAGAACUCAUGUCAAAGUGUGGACUUGUUAUGAGAGACUUAACUAAUGGAAGUUUUAAAAUAAAAUUAUACAAAGAAGCUGGCACUGAAUUUUUAAAAGGGGAUGCUUUAUGCACUUAUAUUAAAAUAGAAUCUGUGGAUUUAGCCCUUCAGUUAUUAGAUGGUUAUAACUUUAAGGGUAAAAAGAUAAAAGUAGAAAAAGCUAAAUUUGAAAUGAAAGGUCAGUAUGAUCCUAAACUUAAACCGAAAAUGAAGAAACGCAAAGAUAAACAGAAGCUAAAAAAGAUGCAGGAAAAAUUAUUUGAUUGGAGACCAGAGAAAGCUUUUGGGGAACGGUCCAAGCAUGAGAGAACAGUUAUAGUGAGGAAUUUAUUUGAUCCUUCUAUUUUCGAUACAGAUGUAAGUCUCAUCUUAGAGUUUCAGCAGGAUUUGAGGGAGGAAUGUGGUAAAAUAGGUGAAGUAAAAAAAGUCAUAAUAUAUGAUAGACAUCCAGAGGGUAUUGCUCAAAUUAAUAUGAGCAAUCCUGAAGAAGCUGAUGAAGUUGUGAAAUUACUUAAUGGGCGAUAUUUCUCCAAAAGACAAAUUACUGCUGAGAUUUGGGAUGGGAAAACAAAGUUCAAAAUUGCAGAAACUGAUUCCCAAAUUAGCCAAAGGUUAGAAAAAUGGGAUAAAUUUUUAGAACAAGAAGAUGGAGAUAAAAGUAAUACUCAACAAGUUGAUCAGAGUUGAACUUUUAGAAUAAUAAUGAGAAUGUAAAUUUAUUGUUAUAUUGAAGUUGUAUAGAGCUCCAUAUAAUUACAUAUGUAUAUGAUGACUAUAAAUGAAUUUUUCAAUAAAAUAUCCACAUUGAAGCAA
Messenger RNA from Coccinella septempunctata (seven-spotted ladybird), 1712 nucleotides. RefSeq names its product HIV Tat-specific factor 1 homolog (gene barc). Gene Ontology annotation, cellular component: U2 snRNP; U2-type spliceosomal complex. The coding region runs from base 129 to 1586 and encodes 485 amino acids. The transcript has 2 exons. Gene Ontology annotation, molecular function: RNA binding. The record is from RefSeq and is a predicted model, not a curated record. Gene Ontology annotation, biological process: mRNA splicing, via spliceosome. NCBI's taxonomy places the organism in Eukaryota, Metazoa, Arthropoda, Insecta, Coleoptera, Coccinellidae.